Messenger RNA from Pseudophryne corroboree (corroboree frog), 7065 nucleotides. RefSeq names its product mediator complex subunit 1 (gene MED1). Gene Ontology annotation, cellular component: mediator complex. The record is from RefSeq and is a predicted model, not a curated record. Lineage: Eukaryota; Metazoa; Chordata; Amphibia; Anura; Myobatrachidae. The transcript is spliced from 18 exons. Gene Ontology annotation, molecular function: nuclear vitamin D receptor binding; nuclear thyroid hormone receptor binding; transcription coregulator activity. The coding region runs from base 854 to 5551 and encodes 1565 amino acids. Gene Ontology annotation, biological process: cellular response to thyroid hormone stimulus; regulation of transcription by RNA polymerase II.
UUCGGGCAUAUAGACUGGAUCAUCGUGCAGUGGCUGGCCGGAAAGCGAGUUCUCGCGAGUCUUCUGUCCCUUCCCCGUACCACAUGCUAGCUACCGGCCGUCCAGCGCCUCCUCUCGCGAGAGCAUGCCGGGACUUCCUUUUCCCUGUAACUUUCUUUUUUUUUUAAACUGUAUCAGCAAACUUUAUCAAAACAGAUUUUUAAGCAGACAGUUUGUUAAAAGUAGUUAUGCCCAGGCCCGACGACAGGGAAGGACAAAGGGGACAAGCGUGCAGUUCCCCAUGUGUUUGAGGGGCUCCGAGUUUCAGAGACUAAAAAAAUGCUCAGAAGCAUCUAUUAUCACUUUGUACAAUACCAGCUCUGCUAAAUAAGUACAAAAAAAGAACCGGUCAGCCACAGCAGCAGCCAAUGCAUCCAAGACGCCCCCCUCCGAUUACCAGUCACUUGGUUCAUUCCGGGUGGUGUCAGCGUCAUGACGCUGAUGCUGCGCUGCAGUGUUGUUGUUGCUGCUGCUGCACUGUCCUUUCCUUGUGUCUUGCAGCACCCGCGCAGCCUGAGCUCCGCAGGUGUGCUGCCCAGCCUCCCGUAGUACACACAGGCUAAAUCUUGUGACGGGGCAUUUACAGAUAGCAGCAGAGACCCUGGCUGUGGUGAUGAAAAGAGGACAUGUGUGUUGAUGGCUGUAAUGGAGAGAUCUAUUUCCCACCCUGGUGGACUUUACUCAACCUGACAUCUUUAUGCAAAUGAACAGUUCAUAGAGGAGGUGCACAACCUUCAAGAGAGGAUUUCCAAAACAGUACCAGAACAGUCAUCUGGCACAUAUUGGAACAAGGAAGCACAGGACCCCAGCCAAAAUGAGUUCCCUCUUGGAACGUCUCCAUGCCAAGUAUAGCCAGAAUCGACCAUGGCCCGAAACAAUCAAGUUGGUCAGGCAAAUCAUGGAGAAAAGAACUGGUAUGAUGACUGGAGGUCAUCAGCACAUUGUUGGCUGCCUGGAAACUUUACAGAAAGCUUUGAAAGUGUCUUCCCUCUCUGCCAUGACUGAUCGCUUGGAGUCGAUAGCAAGACAGAAUGGUCUUACAUCACACUUAAGCCCUAAUGGCACAGAGUGUUACAUAAGUUCAGACCUCUUCUACUUAGAAGUUCAUCUGGAUCCAGAAGGCCAGUUGUGUGAUGUGAAAGUUGCCCAUCAGGGUGAAAGCCCUAUGAGCAGUCCGGAACUUGUACAUCAAUUAAGGGAAAAGAAUUUUGAGGAUUUUUCGCAGUAUUUGAAGAGUCUGGUGAACUUGUACAAGAUGCCAGGAGAUAAGAAAAUGUUUUUAGCGCUUCAGUCUUUGGAGAUGGACCUCACAAAAAUGGCUGCAAUGUACUGGCAGCUAACCAAUGCCAGUGUACUGGACAAAAUACUCCAGGGAACAGUUGGGUACCUGACAGCAAGGAGUGGAGGUCAUGUAAUGAAUUUGAAGUAUUACAUCACUCCAUAUGACCUAUUUGAUGAUAUCACAGGGGCAACCAUAACUCUGAAUGAAGGACAUGCACUUCCUCGAUCACUUGGUUUGAACGUAUCUGUUACUAUUGAAGCCACCUCAGCAAUAUACAAGCUGCCCAUCGCUCCUCUGAUAAUGGGCUCUCACCCCAUCGAUAAUAAGGGAACGCCUUCUUUCUCCUCCAUUACCAAUACCAACAGUGUGGACCUCCCUGCUUGUUUUUUCCUUAAGUUUCCACAACCCAUUCCUGUUUCCAGUGGUUUUAUCCAAAAAGUUCAAAACUGCACAGGUAUUCCUUUGUUUGAUACCCCUCCAACCUUCUCGCCUCAUUAUGAGCUGGUCACCCAGUUUGAGCUGGCUAAAGAUAAAGAUCCUCUGAACCAUAACAUGCGAUUUUAUGCAUCUUUGCCAGGCCAGCAGCAUUGUUAUUUUCUCAAUAAAGAUGCCCCUCUCCCUGAUGGGAGGAGUCUACAGGGGACCCUACUAAGUAAGAUCCCAUUCCAGCAUCCUGGGCGAGUCCCUACCAUCCUCAACCUCAUCAGACAUCAAAUGGCCUGCAACACACUGAUUGGAAGCUGUGUGAAGCGCACCAUAAUUAAAGAAGACUGCCCUAACCUCUUGCAAUUUGAGGUUUCUCCUCUAUCUGACUCCUGCAUCAGCAUAUCCUUCCAGCAUCCGGUCAAUGAUUCUUUGGUGUGUGUUGUUAUGGACAUUCAGGACUCCACCCAUGUGUCUUGUAAACUGUACAAGGGUCUUUCUGACGCCCUUAUCUGUACGGAUGAUUUCAUCACCAAAGUGGUUCAGAGGUGCAUGUCUAUCCCAGUGACUAUGCGAGCCAUUCGCCGGAAAGCAGAGACUAUUCAAGCAGACACACCAGCUUUGUCCCUUAUUGCAGAGACUGUGGAAGAUAUGGUUAAGAAAAACCUUCCUCCAGCCAGUAGUCCAGGCUAUGGCAUGACCACUGGCUCUACAGCCUUAAGUGGUAUCACUACCCCAACCAGCUCCUAUUCCUCAGGACCUAUCACUGCUCUCUUCAACAUGGGUAUAAAGGAACGACAUGAUUCCACAGGACACGGGGAAGACUUCAACAAAGUAACACAGAAUCCCAUACUAACCAGCCUACUUCAAAUCACAGGAAAUGUGGGUGGAAAUCUUGGCUCAAGUCCCACACCUCCCCAUCAUACACCACCCCCUGUGUCCUCUCCAGCUAGUAAUACAAAGAACCACCCCAUGCUAAUGAAUCUUCUGAAAGAUAACCCAGCACAGGACUUCUCUACUUUAUAUGGCAGCAGCCCCCUUGAGAGACAGAAUUCUUCUGGGUCUCCUCGUACAGAUCUAUGUCCAUCAGGAACUGGUAAACCAAAGAAAAAAAGGCCCAGGACAGGUGCAGAAAAGAUGAAAAACCAAACUGAAGAUGACUUCCAAAGGGAGCUCUUUUCUAUGGAUGUGGACUCUCAAAAUCCUAUAUUUGAUGUCAGCAUGGCAGGUGAUGCCCUGGACACACCUCACAUCACACCAGCACCUAGCCAAUGUGGCACGCCACCAACUGUGUACCAGCAGCCGAUGACGCAUACUCAGUCCGGCAUGCAAAGAAUGGUGCGUCUUCCCAGUACGGACACUAUUAUCCCAGAUGUGACAGAUAUCCUCUCAGACAUAGCAGAGGAAGCUUCAAAGCUACCAGGAACCGGGGAGGAUUGCCCCAGCCUUGGCACCCCUGUCAGAGACUCCUCUAGUUCUGGCCACUCUCAGAGCACCCUCUUUGACACAGAUGUAUUUCCAGUAGAUGGUGCAAGUGGUGGAGACAAUCCAUAUGCAGACGCUGCUGAUCUUAUUGCAGAAGCAAAUGGAAGCCCUAAUAGUGACUCUUCUAAUAAUUUUUUUAACAGCGUGGAUUUUAACCCAGAGCUACUGAACAGCCAAAGCGGUUUUACUGAUGAUGGUAUAAACGAUGACAGCAGCCAAAGUGAUGAUCAUGAUUUUAAAGACUUUUCUGGGCAGGGAAUAGCAUCACUGGGUGUAGUUUCAGGAAUCCCUGUUGAUGGGAGCGAAGGCAAAUACAAGGUAGGGCUAGGAGCUGAAACUGUAGAUUUUAGCAUCAUUGGGGGUGGUAAAGGACUGGGUGGGGUGGAUAUUCUUGAGGCACAUAGUAGAAGCCAGAGCCCAUUACUUGGUGGAGAUUUGAUGAAAGAUAGACCACAAAAGCAGAGGGUAAAAGAGGGAAGUAAUGGGGGAGUGGGUGGAGGAGGUAUGAGUGUAAUUCAGGGAGCAGGACUUGAUGUAAAGUCUGGGAAACGAAGCAGAACACCUUCAAGCGAUGGCAAAAACAAAGAUAAACCCCCCAAGCGCAAAAAACCUGAGUCCGAUGGCAAGUCACCCUCACACAUUGCUAAUCGGCCAUUCACCCCACCUACUAGUACUGGAGGUUCAAAGUCUCCAGUGACUUCAGGAAGAUCACAAACGCCUCCUGGCAUGGCUACUCCUCCUAUUCCCAAGAUCACUAUUCAAAUUCCUAAAGGCACAAUGAGUGCUGGGAAGCCAUCUUCCCAUAGUCAGUAUUCAAGUAGUGGUUCAGGAAAUUCAUCAAGUAGUAAAAGUCAUCAUGGCCACUCCUCAUCAUCCUCCUCCUCUUCUGCAUCAGGUAAAAUGAAGAACAACAAGUCUGAAGGGUCUUCUGGGAUGAAGAUGGGUGGUGGUGGAAGUGGAAUCUACACUGGCCCAAGUGGGUCAGCAGGUAGCCAGUCUAAAAGUGGUUCUCAGUCCCUGGGCAAGCAAGGAUCUCCCAUUACCAAGCAUGGGCUAGGAAGUGGAGGCAGUAGUUCUGGGAGUAGCAAGACUAAACCUCAAGGAAAGCCAUCAGUGUUAAUGAACCCCUCACUAAGCAAACCAAACAUCUCCCCAUCACACUCCAGACCUUCUGGAGGCUCUGACAAACUUUCUUCCCCAAUGAAACCAAUGCCUGGUACUCCUCCUUCCUCUAAAGCAAAAUCACCUAUUGGUUCAGGGGGUUCCCAUUUGUCAGGUGGAGGUUUGAAUACCACUAUGAAAUCAUCAUCAAGUCUUGUGUCUUCAGGAUCUCUUUCACAGAAGCCAAACUCCUCCUCAUCUUCAUCUUCAUCCUCAUCCUCCUCUUCCUCUUCUUCUUCAUCCUCUUUUUCAGGUGGCUCCAAUGUCUCCCAGAAUCUCCAUGGUAGCUCAAAAGGGAAGUCUCCAAGCAGGAAUAAAAAACCCUCACUCACAGCUGUUAUAGAUAAACUUAAACAUGGGGUGGGAACAGGUGGGCCCGGUUCAGAGGAUCCUAUGGAGGGUUCUGGAGGGAGUGGAAACCCUGGAGCUCCCAGCCAUGGAAUUUCCUCAAAACAUGGACUUGUUGGAGGUGAAUUCCCUGCAAAGCGGGAAAAAAGUGAAAAAGACAAAUCAAAAGUUUCAGUCUCUGGUGGAUCUUCUGAUCCUUCCAAGAAGGGGGAUUCUAAGGGCUCGGGGAGUACUGGAGUAGCCAAGAUUAUUAUCAGCAAGCAUGAUGGAGGGUCACCUAGCAUCAAAGCUAAGGUAACUCUGCAGAAGCCUGGAGAAGGAAGUGGAGAUGGGCUGAGGUCACAAAUGCCUAAGAGCUAUGGAUCCCCUUUGAUAAGUGGUUCAACGCCAAAGCAUGAGCGUUGCUCUCCAAGCCACAAUAAAUCACCAGCAUAUACGCCACAAGCAAUUGACAGCGAAAGUGAGUCGGGUUCCUCUUCCAUUGCUGAGAAAUCUUAUCAAAAUAGUCCUAGCUCAGAUGACGGAGGAGGAGGAGGUGGCGGCAGCCGUACUCAGCCAGAGUACAGUGCAGAGAAACACAAAAAGCACAAAAAGGAGAAGAAGAGGCUGAAGGACAAGGAUAGGGAGCGUGAGAAGAAAAAAUCUUACAGCAUGAAGCCAGAAAGUUGGUCCAAAUCACCAAUUUCAUCUGACCCUACAUUAUCCCUGGGUGGAAGCUCACUUUUGUCCUCAGACAGAGCAGCACGGCCAAGUCCAAACUAUUUAAUGGGUGAAGAUGAUGAUUUAAUGGAUGUGGCUCUGUUAGGGAACUGACAUCUACAUUAUAAGACCUAGAUUGAGUGUGGUGGCUAUGUGUGCUGUUUUAGUUUUAUUUGUCCUGUUGCCAGUGGGUUAAAUUUUGUAUUUCAGUUUGACCUAUAUGGCAGUGAAUAGGAUUAAUACACUAUUUUAUUUUUAAUUUUCCAAUUGUAAAAAUAAUUACUUAGCAAAAACAAAUCCUACAAGGCAUUACAAAUACAGUUCUUACUACUUUUUAUUAUAUAUUAACGCUGCAAAGCCACCUAUUUACCAAUAUGCUUCUUCCCCAUCCUUUAAAGCCAUGUGGCUCUGUAGUUCAUCUUCGAGCCUUAGCCGAAAAUCAAGGCUAUGUGAUGCAAUGUGGGGAGGGAGCAGUAAGUAGCAGCAAUCCCUAUGAUUGUAACUUCGAUUGGUUACCUAGCUGGAUUACAAAUUUGUGUUCUAAUUGAUCCUCUUGCUCAAACCCUUCCUGACUACACUUCCAUCUCCAUUUCUAAGUGGCAGACUUCAGUGUUAUUCUGUGUACAUGGAAUGCAGCUUUAAUAUUAAUGUGUCACCUACAGACAAUGGAGGCAAAUAUUUAGUGGGGGGUAUCCAAUUACCAGUGCUAUUUUUUGUUUUGGGCUGAAAAAAAUGGGCCACUGUUGCGAUUUUAGCCGAUAAUCAUUAUUGUGCUGUUUAAUUCUAGCCCAUUUUUUUGUUUUGUUUUUCAGACACAAAAAAUGUACUCGCUUUUGGACGAAAACACAUGGGAUCCAGGAUAAAUUCCUGGACCCGUGUGUUUUUGCUAAAAAAAAAAAAAGUGAAAUACCACUGGUCUCUAAGGCUGGUUAUCGAAACGUAAUCCCCGAUAAUUGCUGGCCAUCAAGGCUAAUUGGAUAGCACCUGGGGGAUCCUUUAGCCGCUGUAAUUUACCGCAGCUAAUUGGAUACAGCCCUUAGUUUGCUGAACCUAUAUGUCCAUGUUAAUACAACCUUUCCAUUUAAUAUAAACUAGUGACCUUUCUGAGGAAUGAUGGACAGUUGUCAGUGUUUCCUAAUGAAUUAAUAAGCCAAAUAUAUAUUGCUUUCACUGUGUGUAAGCAAUGGGUUCACGUUAAAAUUAUUCAGUAUUAAAAAGAAAGAAAAACAGAAUAUACAAGACACCCAAAUAUGGUGCAUAAUUUAAGAAAUAAGUUGACCAUGCUGAAAAAGUGGUUUGUGCUCCUGGGAAUGUAUUAGAAGGAUGUACAUUACUGAACUGAUUUUGACUGGUAAAAGACAAUACAUCUUGAAGUUUUAAAUAGUGUCACACCAACUAAAUUCAGCUGUUUUAUAAAUGCCUUAUUUUUUAAAGUAUCCCACUAAUCUAUUUGAUUUUAAUUUUAAUAAUUAUAUUUUAAGAGGUUUACAUUUAUUAUGUUUUGUAAAUAACCUAUUCCUAUAUGUAAAUAAUUCUGUUAUUUUUUUUUGUUUUGAUUUUUCAUUCUACUCAGACUUUUUGAAAAGAGUUCAGGAAAUGUUUAUGAAAAUAAAACAUUUGGUAUGAAA